AUGGAAGGCGAAAAGAAAAGCAUGCCCCCGAGUCCGGGAUCGAGUUGGGCAAAAGAAACCGGCCAAAUAGACAUCGAGGCGGCUACGACACCAGAUGGCCUCAAACUGCAUCCCCAGCCUACCACUGAUCCUCUCGACCCCCUCAACUGGACCAAGUUGAGGAAAAAUACCAUCUUGGCCAUUGUCAUGUUCAAAUACUUCCUAUUCACCUAUCUCACGACAACCACCGUCCCUUCCUUCCCCGACAUCCAAGACCAGUUCGGCAUCUCCUUCUCCGAGGUCAACUGGACCGUCGCCAUCCCCGCACUCGGUCUCGCCGUCGGUCCUCUACUAUGGUCCUCCCUGAGCGACAUCUACGGCCGACGCAUCAUUUUCAUCGUCGGAUCCGUCAUCUCUCUAGCUGCGACCUGCGGUGCCGCUGCCGCCCCUACGUACGGGGAUACAUGGCGGCCCGCUUCUUCCAAGGUCUCGGCGUCAGCCCGGCGGCAACCGUCGGAAUGGCAGUUGCGUGGUCAAAAGCUCGGCCUCUGGGUUCUCGCCCUCGACACCGGUCUCUUGGUCGGUCCCAUCUUCGGCGGCUUCCUCAACCUCGCCAGCGCUGCUUGGAUCAACUGGUUCAACGCCAUCCUCUUCGGCGUCCUGCUCGUCCUCGAACUCCUCUUCAUGCCCGAGACCCUCUACCCCCGCAACCUCAUGCUUUCCCGCAUGCCCCCGAGCCCCGAAUCCCCCGACCUCACCGACAACGAGAAGAGCGACCCGGUUCCCGCCCCGCCCAGCGACAUCGAGCUGCCCCGUACCACCGCCCUCCCUUUCCUCAACUUCAAGCCCGUCCCUGGUCUCCGACACCCCAAGCCGUGGGAUACCAUUAUCCGCUUCGCCCUCACCUUCAAGCAGCCCGUCGUUGCCCUCGCCGUCCUGGGCUACUCCUUCAUCUGGUACUGGUGGGUGCUGUCCGUCGUCACCAUGGCGCCCGCCGCCUACGCGCAGUACACCCCUCUCAUCCAGGGUCUACUCUUCAUCGGCCUCUUGCUCGGCACUGUCUUCUCCGAAAUCUUCUGCUCCGGAAGGCUCUCCGACUGGAUCGUGGCCCGGCUCGCAAAGAAGAAUGGCGGCAGCCGAAUUCCCGAGAUGCGGUUGUGGCUUGCCUAUCCUGCCCUGGUCAUCACGGCUGUGGGCUUGAUUGUCUGGGGCAUCAGCAUCGACAAGGGCUACCACUGGAUGGUUGGCCAGGUUGCUUUCUUCCUCUUCGCUGCCGGCAUUCAAAUGGGCAACACCGUGACGAGCAGUUACAUCGUCGACAGCUACCCACUCCAGUCUAUGAGCGUCAUUACCUUUUAUGCCGUCUUCAUUAACCUCAGCGCCUUCAUCAACCCUUUCUUCAUCGCCGUGUGGCAAGAGUCGUCAGGCUGGACCAUGACCUUUGCCGGACAGGGCAUCAUCGUGUUCUUUGGUGGCUUGAUCCUCUAUGGCGGCCUCCAACUCUUUGGUGGCAAGCUCCGCGAGAAGACGCCACAGCCGACCUGGGUCAACCCAGAGUUUGACACUACCCUAUAG
Molecule: messenger RNA, 1554 nt
Organism: Parascedosporium putredinis
Lineage: Eukaryota; Fungi; Ascomycota; Sordariomycetes; Microascales; Microascaceae
Source: the annotation of a GenBank genome assembly